This is a messenger RNA of Solea solea (common sole), 2580 nucleotides long. It is a transcript of the gene phox2a, whose product is annotated as paired like homeobox 2A. Bases 80 to 979 code for a protein of 299 amino acids. NCBI's taxonomy places the organism in Eukaryota, Metazoa, Chordata, Actinopteri, Pleuronectiformes, Soleidae. Gene Ontology annotation, molecular function: RNA polymerase II transcription regulatory region sequence-specific DNA binding; DNA-binding transcription factor activity, RNA polymerase II-specific. Gene Ontology annotation, biological process: regulation of transcription by RNA polymerase II. The record is from RefSeq and is a predicted model, not a curated record. The transcript is spliced from 3 exons.
UGAGCAGCUUCUCUCACCAUCCUCUGUGUCCAUCCACCUCGCUGUGUGUGCACACCGGUGUUGUCACCGGCUCUCCUCCAUGUAUAAGAUGGAUUACUCCUACCUGAACUCCUAUGACUCCUGCAUGGCGGCCAUGGAAGCGUCGGCGUACGCGGACUUCAGCUCCUGCAGCCAGGCCAGCUCCUUCCAGUACAACCCGAUCCGCAGCGGACCUUUCUCCAACCCGGGCUGCACUCCGCUCAGCACGGCCAGCUGCACACUGGGAGCGCUGCGGGAGCACCAGCCCACACCCUACACCUCAGUUCCUUACAAGUUUUUCUCGGAUCCCUCUGGCCUGAACGAGAAGCGGAAGCAGCGGCGCAUCAGAACCACUUUCACCAGCUCUCAGCUGAAGGAGCUGGAGCGAGUGUUCGCUGAGACACACUAUCCAGACAUCUACACCCGCGAGGAGCUCGCGCUGAAGAUAGACCUGACUGAGGCCCGGGUGCAGGUGUGGUUUCAGAACAGACGUGCCAAGUUCCGUAAACAGGAGCGUGCAGCCAACGCUAAAGCAAACAACUCCGGUGGCAACACAAGCAGCAGCACCAGCUCUGGAGGGAAGAAAGGCGGAGAGACAAGAUCUUCAUCAGACGAUGACGAGUCCAAAGAAUCCACCUGCAGCCCCACACCUGACAGCACGGCCUCCCUGCCGGGCUCAGCCAACGGUAACCUGGGCAGCCCUGCCAGCCUGAGCCCAAGCCCGGCUCCUGCCAACAGUGGCUACAUCAACACCUCCAGCUCUCCAGUCCUGCAGGGGCUGAAGGCACCCAACUGGUCCAGCCUGGGGCCAUCCAACCCUGCAGUGGCCCAGCCUGCUGCCCAGACUCAGGAGAUCCUGAAGGCCUGGCAGCCAGCGGACAGUAUGACCGGGCCUUUUGCUGGAGUCCUGUCCUCCUUCCACAGAAAACCCAACCCCGGCAUCAAGACGAACCUGUUCUAAAGCACAGACGAAGAGGAACAAGUCAGACAGACAUUAUGUGGUGGACUGGAGUAGCAACGAGCUUCUGGCUUUCAUGAGGGUCAGAACUUGCUCCCAAUUAUAACAGUGAAUUCACUGGUACUCUGUGCCGUAGUCUAGCCAGGGCCUUAAUUCCUCUCUGAAAACCAUCCUGGCACAUCAAUUCAAAACACAGGUAAUGAAGUCAAAAGUCUGGCCACCAUCAGCAUUAUGCAACCGUGCCCAUUAUAUCGGCAAAACUCUUCCUGGACCAGAAGUCUCUCUUCCUCAGACUCUAUUUAAUGAUGUUAAACUCUUCAUGUACUUAAACUGUUCCUGAAAACCUUCACAGGACAUUUGUGUUUCCAGUCCAACUUCAUCCAAAUUUUUUGACUCCAUGCGCACAUCGGAUCCAGACACAACACUCUCCUCCUCUAUGUUAUUUGUACUGCACGCUUGCCUUCACAUUCCCACACUCACUGCAUUGCAACACACACACACACACACACACAUCCUUGGCCCGGAGCACUUGGUGGACAGCCACCGCUGAUGAGCAUGGCAGUCAGGUACGAAUGCAGAGCAGAAAUCCAAACAUCCAGCUUCAGCAAAUCCACAAGCACAAACUUCCCAUAAGCCCCCUGACACACAGGAACACCCAGCAGAGGGAACAGAGUUCCCCCCUAAAUCUGUUUGCCGAGCAAAACAGGGCAACCAAAAAAAUCCAAUUAGAGAAGCUGGGUCCAGACAGGAAACCAACCCAGAACAAUACAUCCCCUCCUCCAUCUCAACUGUAUCAAGUCCUGACUCCCCCCAGCUGUCAUUUUGAACAUGACCUCUCCUCCAGGGUUUAAAAUCCCAUCAUGCCUCUCUCUGUCAAACAGUGGGAACCCAGUUUGACUCACAUGUCCUGGUGUUUCCAGCACUGUCGUAUUAUGGGUGAAGAAAAUCUCUCUUACUAUAACGGGAUUGCAGAGUUGGUAUCUCAGUACUGCAGCUGGUUUCCGCCUUGCUUCCUGCUGGAUUGAUGGGAACCAAUGAGACUGAGCUUCGUGCUUCAGUUUGUGGCGUGAACUCCCAACAAGUCAGUUACUUAACGCUCCUGCAGCUGACAAACAUACAACAAUCGUUCUCAGCAACAUGACACACGUUGCUCAAGUGGGAAUUUAACAUACAGUGAGUUUUCUACUGUAUGUUCAUUCAUUUUAUUCUCUCAUCUUUAAGAAAAAGCAUCUUGUUGCAAAUCAGUGAAACAAGCUGGAGGGUUUUUUUGGGGGGGCGGGGUGCUUUCCUCUAGAAAUCUAUUAAAAAGGGUAAAAAAAAAAAACAUGUAUUUAUUAAUAUUUUUAUUAUAUCUGUGAGAAACACACCUAUUUCUUUGAAGUGCUCCAUAGAAAUUCUGUAAGUGUAAAUUCUGUAAUUAGUAAUAUAAAUAUUAGGUAGCCUUUUGUUUAUUACCUCACACGUUGCUUUACAGGUUGAUUUCAUCGAAGAGCAUCUGUCUCACAGGCCGACACGUCCAUGGAAACUAUAAAUCGACUCUAGCGAAUGAGAAGUUAUAGCACUACUCUGAAUAUUCUAAUAAAAACUACAUUACUGAAUCACUA